Messenger RNA from Asterias rubens (European starfish), 2796 nucleotides. RefSeq names its product 25S rRNA (cytosine-C(5))-methyltransferase nop2-like. Gene Ontology annotation, biological process: maturation of LSU-rRNA; rRNA base methylation. The record is from RefSeq and is a predicted model, not a curated record. NCBI's taxonomy places the organism in Eukaryota, Metazoa, Echinodermata, Asteroidea, Forcipulatida, Asteriidae. Gene Ontology annotation, molecular function: rRNA (cytosine-C5-)-methyltransferase activity; RNA binding. Bases 117 to 2693 code for a protein of 858 amino acids. Gene Ontology annotation, cellular component: nucleolus. The transcript has 16 exons.
UCACACUCGUCGUGCUGCAUGCUUUUCGUGAGGAGAGUUUUACACACAGUUAGCUAGAGUGCCACACACCUGAAACUCACCAACACAAGAGAAGUUUAUUAUUAAAUCUACACAAGAUGGGGAGAAAAAAAGAUUUGAAUGAUCUUGGGAAGCGUGGACCAGGCAGAAAAUCUAGAAAACAAGGAGAACCCGGAAUGCCAGAACAGCUCACAAUAAUUGAAGAUAAAGCUGAUAAAACGAGACUUGGUCGGAGAGCUAGACAGAGAGCUGUCCGUAGGGUUGGUGGAAAGCAACAGCAGCAACAGAAUACAGAACAAAAACCUCAACAAAAUAGAGAUCUAAAGAAGAAAGAAAAGCAGAAAACCAAAGCAGAGACAAAAGCACCUGUUAUCAAGAAACCAGUGACAGAGUUAGACAGUGACGGCGAGGGCAGUAGUGUUGGAUGGAGUGAUGAUGCAGAAUGGAGCGAUGAUGGAGGAUGGUUGGACGAUGAGGCAGAAGAAGGAGAAGAAGAGAAAGAUUCAGAAGAAGAGGAAGAAGACGAGGAAGAAGAUGGAGAGGAAGGAUCUGAUGAGGGAUCAGAUGAAGGAGAUAUUGAGUAUGAAUCUGAUGAUGAUGCUGAAGAGGUUUCUGAAAAUGAUGAGGAUGGGAGUUCAGAGGAGGAGCAGUUUGCCGACAGCGAUGAUGAGAAAGAAAUAACGUCCAAAGGAUUCACAGAUGAGAACAAGGAGUGGCUGACACCAACCCCAUCAAAGAAACCAAAGAAAGCAGAUAUGACAAAAAAGGGCAAAAUACCAAUGGAUCUGCUUGAGGAUGAUGAUGAAGACUCCGAUGAUGAUGUGCCUGGUGAUGAUUUUGGAGCAGGGUCCGACUCUGAUGAAGAAGAAGAUGAGAGUGAUGACGAGGAAGCCAGUGAAGAUGACGAGGAAGACGAUAGUGAAGAUGAUGGGGAUAUGCUUCCCAUUGAAAAAGCUUCGAAGAAGCUUGACAAAAAACUCAAGAAAGCAAAGAAGCUAAGUGAAGCAGAGUUGAGAGCCCAUACUGCACAGUUUGAUAUGUUUCAUCUGCCAACUACAGAAGAGCUGGAACUAGAAAGCAGUCGGCCUUUGGACAUGUCUCAGAUCCACCAAAGAAUAAAAGAAAUCAUGGAAGUUCUUGGGGAUUUCAAGACAAGACGAGAGGAUGACAGGUCUCGUGUGGAUUAUUUAUCUCUUUUGAAGCAGGAUAUGAUGUUGUACUACAGCUAUAAUGAGUUCCUACUGGAUAAAGUCAUGGAUAUCUUCCCAAUGACUGAGUUGGUUGAGUUUCUUGAAGCUAAUGAGGUGCAACGUCCAGUCACGAUAAGAACAAACACACUGAAGACGAGAAGAAGAGAUCUGGCACAGGCUUUAAUAAACAGGGGUGUGAACCUUGACCCCUUGGCUAAGUGGUCAAAGGUCGGACUGGUCGUCUUUGAUUCUUCAGUACCAAUUGGUGCAACCCCUGAGUAUUUAGCCGGCCAUUACAUGCUUCAAGGAGCCUCUAGUUUCCUUCCAGUCAUGGCCUUAGCUCCUCAAGAAAAUGAGAAGGUACUAGAUAUGUGUGCAGCGCCCGGUGGAAAAUCAACUUAUAUUGCCGCACUGAUGAAGAACACUGGACUGCUUUUUGCAAAUGAUGCAAACAAAGAUCGUGUUAAAGCUGUUGUUGGUAACUUACACAGAUGCGGUGUCACUAACUCAGUUGUGUCCAAUGAAGAUGGACGAUCAUUCCCAAAGAUCAUUGGUGGAUUUGAUCGUGUCUUAUUAGAUGCUCCAUGUAGUGGAACUGGUGUCAUCUCAAAGGAUGAAUCCGUUAAAGCUAAUAAGGAUUUCCAAGACAUCCAGAAGUGUGUCUUUCUCCAGAAGCAGUUGAUUUUAGCUGCUAUAGACUCCAUUGAUGCCAAGUCUUCAACUGGAGGCUAUUUGGUCUACUCAACAUGCUCAAUAUUAGUUGAGGAGAAUGAAUGUGUGAUAGACUACGCCUUAAAGAAACGUUGUGUCAAGUUGGUACCAACUGGUUUGGACUUUGGACGGGAGGGUUUCACGAGAUUUCGUGAGCGGCAUUUCCACCCUUCUUUGAAGUCCACUCGUCGUUUUUAUCCACACACUCACAACAUGGAUGGAUUCUUUGUGGCCAAACUGAAAAAAUACUCCAACAAAAUCCCAGACAAACAAGGCAAUGAUGUGAAGGAAGAAGAUGCUGAAAAAGAAGCAGGUAAAUCCACAGCUAACGGAGAGGAUAAGGAAGAGGAAGAGGCUGUUGAAAGCCCAGAGGAGGACAAGGAGUCUUCACCAGAGCAGCAAUCUAAAGUACAACACACUGCAGUCCAUAAGAAAAACAGGUUCUUUGCUCGCAAGAAACGGAAAGUAACAUCAGGGGGGUCAGCCGAAAACGCCAAACCUGAAGGGAAGGGAAAACCAAAACACAAGAAAGCUAAGGGAACAUCGAAAAUAGCGAAGUCGGACUCCGCUGGUAAAUCUACUGGAAAAUCACCAGCUGGAAAAGAUGGCAAAGCUGAAGCUUCAUUUGCCAAAAAGAAGAGGGGUAAAGUGUCUCAGACUUCCGUUCCAAAGCCAAAGAGUUUUGGUGAUAAAGUUAAAGGAGAGGCCAAGAAACGACGCGGUGAUACCUCAGGGUCAUCAGGAGGUGGGAAGAAGAGAAAAGACACUCGUUGAUUAUCCAUUGUAACUCAACCAGUAAUGUUUGAUGUUAAAGGCACUGGAGACUAUUGGUUGCGAGAGAAUAAUGGACGAAAAACACCCCUGUCGCACAAGUUUU